Molecule: messenger RNA, 1494 nt
Organism: Capronia coronata CBS 617.96
Lineage: Eukaryota; Fungi; Ascomycota; Eurotiomycetes; Chaetothyriales; Herpotrichiellaceae
Exons: 2
Coding region: 1-1494 (497 amino acids)
Source: RefSeq, a predicted model, not a curated record
AUGGAGGCAUCAAGGCCUACACCGUCCCGUCAGCGAACUGCGGAUCCAGACUGGGCGUACUUCUGUGAGAAUGCUUGUCUCUCGAGCUUCUCGGGUUGCGUCGAUGAAGAUUCGACAAUGACAGAGCAAGAGAUUUCCAAUUACAUCUUGUACUCGAAGCCGGAACUGCAUGAGAGGCUUGACGGAAUACCUCUUCCCAGCUCCUACCUGCCAACCGAUGAGUACAACAAUGGUCGCCUCAGUGAGCAGCAUCAACGUGGUGGCGAUAUAGACCGUACCAUGUCAUCGUCAUUGCAUGAACAACCCGGAGGAACAGCCGAGGUGUCUGUUUCGCAAUCAGUGGACGAUAACCAGCUGCAACCCAUUGAGACCAAUGCUGAAGGUCAGGCUUUCGAAUUCGUUUUUGAUGGAUACCGCUUCGCCUUGCAUCGCCAUUCCGAUCUGGACAUGGUGUACUGCUGUUCUUACCCAACCUGCCGAAACCCGAUGAACGUGAUACCUCUUGGAGAGUGCUAUGGAAGCGUAACGGAUGAAGCUUCGAAUCAGAGCCGGACCUAUUUCGAAGAGUACCCAAGAACGGUGUACUACUGUUUCGAUUGUCUUGAGCAAGUUCUCAACCACGAAUUCGAAAUCGAGAUGGCGCAUGAGAUACUCCCACAACUUGUCGAUGGAACUCACGAUAAUGAGAUGACGCUCGAGUUGGCAGAAAAGCUACACCCACUCCUCGAUAGCAAGAAAUUCAAAUGGAUGUACUUUCCCCAGGAGCCACCCCUGACCCCGGGAAAAGACUCCAACUCCAAGAAAGGAAGUCUCUUGCGCCGCCAGAAACAGUAUGAGAUCGAACGAAUCAUAAAGGAUCUUGAGGGGCAGUUGGUGGGAAAGGAAGAAUACCUCAUGCCCACCAGGGACGCCGGCUCGCAAUCUCCCGACCUUCGAAUCCACAAACGACAUGAUCUCUCGCCUUUCCGGGAUAGAUACAAGAAGCAAGGUCUUGAGUAUUGUGACCUACACGAUCAUUCGGAAUCAGGUGGAUCAGAUGCAAAGAAACGCCCGCAUACUCCCGAUGGUGCUGGACGUCACGAUUCGAGUGCGUUGCGUUGUUUCUGCACAGAGCCACCUGACGAUGAUGGUAUGGUUCAUUGCAGUUCAACCUCGUGCAUGUUUGGAGCUAUUCACUUGAGAUGUUCUGGUCUGGACAAUGUCGCCUGUGCCCAAGAGGGAUUUGUUUGCAAGUACUGCAAAGUUGAUGGCUCUGCAUGUUCUGGAGAUAACAACUGUUCACACAGCAUGACGGGGGAGUCCGAAUCCGAUUCACUGAGUGAUGAUGAAUCCUUCAAAUACGAGACCACAGAGAGUGAGACCACAGAGGAGGAUGACAUUGAAACUUCUGAUGAGCUGGAAGAACUGGAAGAAGGUGAAGCUGAGUAUCUUGCACAGCAAAAUGCCGGUCGUGUCCAACUUUCAGGCUUCACUGCGGUGAACGCUCGCCAUUGA